This is a messenger RNA of Scleropages formosus (Asian bonytongue), 1384 nucleotides long. Its product is annotated as beta-parvin-like. Gene Ontology annotation, cellular component: actin cytoskeleton; cytoplasm; lamellipodium. Gene Ontology annotation, biological process: lamellipodium assembly; actin cytoskeleton organization; establishment or maintenance of cell polarity regulating cell shape. Gene Ontology annotation, molecular function: actin binding. The coding region runs from base 43 to 1065 and encodes 340 amino acids. The record is from RefSeq and is a predicted model, not a curated record. NCBI's taxonomy places the organism in Eukaryota, Metazoa, Chordata, Actinopteri, Osteoglossiformes, Osteoglossidae. The transcript has 13 exons.
GUUGCUCUGUUGGACUGGGUGCGAGUGCUUGAUCCUCUCGACAUGGCUGGCCUCCUGUGUGGAACCAAACGGAAGAAACAAGUGAGUGACCUCCAGGAAGAGGAAAAGCAUGCCAUCAACACCACCCUACUGCCCCCCAGCAUGGAAGGGAAUCCUGAGGACUCGCAGCUUGAGGAAAGUGCUGAAAGGAGCAUACUGGACCCCUCCUCCAGGGAUGACCCAAAAUUUAAAGAACUGCAAAAGAGACUGAUCGACUGGAUUAACGACGAGCUAGAGGACGAGAGGAUCAUUGUCAAGAACCUGGAGGAGGAUCUCUAUGAUGGACAGGUGCUUCAGAAGCUCUUUGAGAAGCUGUCAGGAUGGAGGCUCAACGUGGCUGAGGUGACGCAGUCCGAAGCUGGCCAGAAGCAGAAGCUCCAGAUGGUGCUGGGGGCAGCAAACCAGUUGCUGCGGCCCCAUGGAUGGGACAUAGACUGGAGCGUAGACUCCAUCCACUCCAAAAACUUGGUGGCCAUCAUGUCCCUCCUGGUGGGUCUGGCCAUGCAUUUCCAGGCCCCCAUCCGCCUGCCGGAGCACGUGUCCGUACAGCUGGUGCUGGUCAAGAAGAGAGAAGGCGUACUGCACACCACCCAUGUGACAAAGACCCUGACGACCACCACAGAGAUGAUGAUGGGAAGAUUUGAAAGGGAUGCUUUCGACACUCUGCUCGAUCAUGCCCCCGACAAACUCAACGUGGUCCGAAUGUCACUGCUCACAUUUGUGAACAAACACCUAAAUAAACUGAACCUGGAGGUGACGGAGCUGGAGUCACAGUUUGCAGAUGGAGUCUAUCUGGUGUUGCUCAUGGGACUUCUGGAAGGUUAUUUUGUUCCACUGUAUAAUUUCUUCCUCACCCCAGAGAGCUUUGAGCAGAAGGUCCACAAUGUAACCUUCGCCUUUGAACUGAUGCAAGAUGGAGGACUGAACAAGCCUAAAGCCCGACCUGAAGAUGUUGUCAACCUGAACAUAAAAUCUACACUGAGGGUCCUGUACAACCUGUUCACCAAGUACAAAGAUGCAGAAUAACAUGCAGAACGGCCUGGUUUGUGCUUCUGGGAGAGUUUUGUGAGAGAUGUCCUUGUGGAAAGCCUUUGAGAACCAGUUGACAAGUCUUGCCAUUAUCCAAACAUGUAAACCUGUUCCUUCAAUGCAUCUACAGAGCUGUCACGUAGUGCAGAUUAAAUUUCCCAUACAAUCCUAUGAGAAGAACCGCUUGUUUCAGAAGGUCUGAAUGCAGAAUGUAUUGUUGCCAAAGCUGCCCUUUUGGUUAUAUGCAUCCCCUUUGAAGGUGAUUGAGUCAAUGGACAUCCUGUUGAUUAAGGAUCAAGAGAUCUUUCUUCUCCUA